Drosophila ananassae is the source of this 4391-nucleotide messenger RNA. RefSeq names its product chitin synthase chs-2 (gene Chs2). NCBI's taxonomy places the organism in Eukaryota, Metazoa, Arthropoda, Insecta, Diptera, Drosophilidae. The transcript has 10 exons. Gene Ontology annotation, molecular function: chitin synthase activity. Gene Ontology annotation, cellular component: cell septum; cell periphery. The record is from RefSeq and is a predicted model, not a curated record. Bases 92 to 4279 code for a protein of 1395 amino acids.
CGCCACGAACCUUAUCUACGAUCUACCGACAAUUGGCAAUGCCGAAGUGCUGAUUGCCAAUCAGUUCCCAUUCAGUUCCUGGAGAGACAACAUGAGUGGUGACUAUGAGACCGGAGGCUACUAUUGCCAUAAUCGGAUGCUUCACGAUCAGCCUGCGUUGUGGGACUCCUUUCAGGACCCGCCUUCCAAAAAGGCCAGUGGCUCGGAUGCCGACUGGAAGAAGUUGCAGUUCCUUCUGAAACUUUUCAAGCUAUUCGUCUACCUUCUGGUCUUUGUGGUGAUUCUGGCCACGAGUGUAUUGGCCAACCUGGUUUAUCUGUACAUGGCCGGAAAUUCGAGUGGCAGCGGGCCGCGGGUCCAAGUGUGCACCAAGUAUCUUCUCCAGACCGGCGAGGCGAUUGCAGCCCGGAACCGUCUGGAUCAAAUAGCCUGGGUCUGGGCCCUAGUCUUUGCCUUCGCCGCCCCAGAGCUCUUCACAUUCCUGCGAGCCCUGCGGAUCUGUAUGUUCAAGAGGGAGCGCCGUCCCAGUAGACUGGAGGUUGGUCUGGUCACGCUCUUCGAAAUCCUGCACGUCGUUGGUCUGGCACUGCUCACCUUCACCGUGCUCCCUGCCCUGGAUGUGACUCGAGGAGCUAUGUUGAACUGCUGUGUCUGCUUCGUGCCCGCCCUGCUCAAUUUGCUGACGGGGACAUGGCUGCACUGGAAGUCGGUGAACAGCGCGGUUCUCUUCCUCUCCAUCCUGGCAUUGAUUGCCCAAGGAAGCGUCUUCCUGGUGUGGCCCGCGCUGAGCGACAAGCUUGAGCUAAGGCUGCUGGUCCUUCCCCUGCUGCUCAUAUCGUUCCGCUGGUGGGAGAACUUUGCCAGCCCCCACGAUGGCAUCGCCAAAAUCAUCCGCACCAUCCGCUGCACCCGAUCCCGGUACCACACCUACCUGUACUUGGCACCCCUGAAGGUAGUGGUCUUUGCAGGCGUGGGCUUUCUGCUGCACGGCCAGAAUUUCUUUUCGUAUUUUUCUCUGUUUUUGGAUGCCUGGAGGCCUCACCUCAUUACGCUAGUGAAAACCGCCGGCGGGGAUUCCAAUGCACUCAACGCAACCCAACUGGCCAACUCAUCAGUGAGGACUUCGAUGCAAUCCAGCCCAAAUGCAAUGGUCUAUGCGCUGGCGGUCCAGGUGGGGGCGGCGUACCUGUGCCACGUGUUCGGCAAGUUCGCCUGCAAAAUCAAGAUCCAGGUGUUCAGCUGUACUCUGCCCCUCACUCUGGCCGGACCCGUUACCGUCUGCCUGGCCACCUUCCUGGCCCAGCUGAGGGCGACAGACCCUUGUGCCUUGCACGGCCUCCUGCCGGACUACCUCGGGCUGAGGGCGCUGGGCGAGAAUCUGGAGGAACUGGGCCAUGCGUGCCUGGAGUGGGCCCUGUGGCUGUGGCCACUGUGGUGGCUGGCCCAGGUUUGGACCUGCCUGCACAUCUGGCAGCCGCGCAACGACAAGAACGCCCCCACCGAGAAGCUCUAUGUGUGCCCCUGGUACUGCGGCCUGUUGGUGGACCAGUGCUCGAUGAUGAACCGCCGGAUUGUCGACUGGAGCGAGGAGUAUCUGGCAAUCAAGAGCGAACGCCCCGCCCCGAGCGACCCCAAGCUGGUUGAGAUGGAAGACAUGAAGGCAAACUGGGAAAUCCGGGAGGAGGACAAGGUGCCACAGUUGAUUGUGUGCGCCACCAUGUGGCACGAGACCGAGGACGAGAUGAUGGAGUUCCUCAAGUCGAUUUUGCGUCUGGAUGAGGAUCAAUGUGCCCGGCGCAUGGCGAGGACCUAUCUCACGGCGGACGACGAGUACUAUGAAUUGGAAACUAAUAUCUUCUUCGACGAUGCCUUCGUACUAGACCCCCAAAAAUGUGAAAACAAGCACAAUCCUCCAAUCAACGACUAUGUGAAGAUCCUUAUCAACACCAUAGACAAGGCGGCCUUUGAGGUUUACGGCGUAAACAUACGGAUUAAGCCUCCACUGAAGAUUAAUACACCGUAUGGGGGUCGGUUGGUUUGGACGCUUCCCGGCCGUACCAAGAUGGUGGCCCACCUGAAGAACAAGGACAAGAUCCGGCAUAAGAAGCGCUGGUCCCAGGUGAUGUACAUGUACUAUCUGCUCGGCCACCGGAUCAUGGAUACGGUUCAUCUGCAUCCGCGUCGAAAAGCGGUGAUUGCAGAGAAUACAUUUAUCCUGGCAUUAGACGGAGACAUCGACUUCCAGCCCAGGGCUGUCCACCUGCUGAUUGACCGGAUGAAGGCGGUGGAGGAGCUUGGCGCCGCCUGCGGACGGAUCCACCCGGUGGGUAGGGGGCCGAUGGUGUGGUACCAGCGCUUCGAGUACGCCAUCGGUCACUGGCUACAGAAGGCCACAGAGCACGUCAUUGGCUGCGUGCUCUGCAGUCCUGGAUGCUUCAGCUUGUUCCGGGCCAGCGCCCUCAUGGAAAACAGCGUCAUGAAGCGCUACACGAUGAUCAGUUCGGAGGCCAUGAAGAUGGUGCAGUACGAUCAGGGUGAGGACCGCUGGCUCUGCACCCUGCUGCUUAAGGCGGGCUCCCGGGUGGAAUACUGUGCUGCUUCGGAUGCCUACACCCACGCUCCGGAGAGCUUCAAUGAGUUCUACAACCAACGGCGCCGCUGGGUGCCCUCCACCAUUGCCAACAUCUUCGACAUCCUGGCCGACGCCAAAACGGUAGUACGGAAGAACAACUCCAUAUCGACGAUGUACGUGUGGUACCAGGGCAUGCUGAUGAUCGGAACGGUCCUGGGCCCGGGCACCAUUUUCCUCAUGAUGGUGGGUGCCCUAGUUGCGGUGUUCAACAUCGACAUCUGGACCGCAUUCCUGUGGAACUUCUUUCCCAUUCUCCUCUUCAUUUUGUCGUGCGUCUACCUAAAACAGAAGUACCAACUGCUGAUCGCCUUCGUGAUCAGUGCCACCUACUGUCUGGUGAUGAUGGCGGUUCUUAUUGGCAUCAUUGUUCAGAUGCUGGAGGAUGGGCCCUUGGCGCCAGCGUCGCUCUUCUUCCUUCUGGUGGCGGUGCAGAUCACAAUUGCAGGCUUUAUGCAUCCUCAGGAGUUCUGGGCUCUGCUCUGUGGCGUCAUCUACUACAUCACUAUCCCUUCCAUGUACAUGUUGCUGAUGAUUUACUCGGUUUUCAACAUGAACGACGUUUCCUGGGGCACCCGCGAAGCUCCGACGAUUAAAGACGACGACCAGGAGACGUCUAAUGGUGCCAAGAUCUUUCCUCCUGGCUGGCUGGACGAUCCACUGCUAGUGAAAUCGGACCUGGGGGAAAUAUCGCUGAUGGAGAACCGGUUCUGGAAGGACGUGAUCAAGAAGUAUCUGAAGCCUCUAGAGCUAAGCCGGGAGCAAAAACAGCUUAUGGACGACGGCCUGAAGGAGCUGAGAAACAUGAUUGCCUUCGCCUUCGUGAUGGUGAACGCGAUCUUCGUCCUGAUUGUGUUUCUGCUGCAGUUAAAGAAGGAGUUCCUGCACUUGAACUGGCCCAUCGAUCCCUCGGAUUUUAUCACAUUCGACAGAGACAACCUACAGGUUGAUAUCUACAGACAGUAUAAGGAGCUGGACCCCAUCGGACUCUGCUUCGUGAUAUUCUUUGGCCUGAUCCUGAUCAUCCAGUUCAUAGCCAUGUUCUUCCACCGCUUUGCCACGCUGUGUCAGCUGUUGGCAACCACUCCGGUGGACUGGUUUCGGUCUAAUGGACAGUUUACGGACGAGGACGCCGCCCACGAGCUGAAGGGCAGUGCCGUGAACAUAGCCCGUAAGCUGCAACGUCCCAAGAGACUCUUUGAGGAAGACGACGAGGAGGAGCCCCAUUACGAUGAGGUGUCGUCCCAUAGAAGGGAGGGAUCUGGGGAGUAUCGGGAGAGCUCACAUCGCCGCCAAACUAUUUGGCGCCUCACCGAGAACCGCAACAGGUCCCAGAGUGACUACAGUAACUUGGUAUUUAACUUUAAGCGCCGCUUCUUGGGGGAAGAGGACCUUAACUUGGGGAACUUGCCUCUGAAUCGGAAGUCGGUGAAGCUCUUCCAGGAUCGCCGAUCAAAGGUAAGGGCGGACGUGAAAGCGGCGGCGACGCCCGGAGGCACUCCCACGCCCAAGGCGGGCACUCGCCCACCAGUGGUGAGUGUGAACCCUCUUCCCAAUUGCAGUGGACCAGGAAACCUGGAAGCCUACGACAAUGGUGGCUACGAGGACACCGAGUAUUACCCCCAGAAUCUGAAUCGUAAUUCCAAGUAAACCGGAAGGCUGAGAUGCUGAACUACUUUUAUAUGUACAUCUUUAUCUAUUGUAUAAUCGAAUCCUCCGAAUGGACCUUGAUGGCAUAAAAAAUAUAAUUAAUUGCAUUUAA